AUGUUUGUGGAUUCUUCUGUGGGAUUUGAGGGCACGUCUGUUGUAAUCAGAAAACUCCAAGUAUAGCAGCAGGGAUGGAUGAACAGGCUCUUUUAGGGCUAAAUCCAAAUGCUGAUUCAGACUUCAGACAAAGGGCCCUGGCCUAUUUUGAGCAGUUAAAGAUCUCCCCAGAUGCCUGGCAGGUGUGUGCUGAAGCUCUAGCCCAGAGGACAUACAGUGAUGAUCACAUCAAGUUUUUCUGCUUUCAAGUUUUAGAACAUCAAGUUAAAUACAAAUAUUCAGAACUAACUACUGUUCAACAGCAACUAAUUAGGGAGACGCUCAUAUCUUGGCUUCAAGCUCAGAUGCUGAAUCCUCAAGCAGAGAAGACCUUUAUACGAAAUAAAGCAGCCCAAGUCUUCGCCUUGCUUUUUGUUACAGAAUAUCUCACUAAAUGGCCCAAGUUUUUUUUUGACAUUCUCUCAGUAGUGGACCUAAAUCCAAGGGGAGUAGAUCUGUACCUCCGAAUCCUCAUGGCUAUUGAUUCUGAAUUGGUGGAUCGUGAUGUAGUGCAUACAUCAGAGGAGGCACGUAGAAAUACUCUAAUAAAGGAUACCAUGAGGGAACAGUGCAUUCCAAACUUGGUGGAAUCAUGGUACCAAAUCCUGCAAAAUUAUCAGUAUACUAAUUCGGAAGUGACAUGUCAGUGCCUUGAAGUAGUUGGGGCUUAUGUAUCUUGGAUAGACUUAUCCCUUAUAGCCAAUGAUAGGUUUAUAAAUAUGCUGCUAGGUCAUAUGUCAAUAGAAGUUCUACGGGAAGAAGCAUGUGACUGUUUAUUUGAAAUUGUAAAUAAAGGAAUGGAUCCAGUUGAUAAAAUGAAACUAGUAGAAUCUUUGUGUCAAGUAUUACAGUCUGCUGGGUUUUUCAUCAUUGACCAGGAAGAAGAUGUUGACUUCCUUGCCAGAUUUUCUAAACUGGUAAAUGGAAUGGGACAGUCAUUGAUAGUUAGCUGGACUAAAUUAAUUAAGAAUGGGGAUAUCAAGAAUGCUCAAGAGGCACUACAAGCUAUUGAAACAAAAGUAGCACUGAUGUUGCAGCUACUAAUUCAUGAGGAUGAUGAUAUCUCAUCUAACAUUAUUGGAUUUUGUUAUGAUUAUCUUCAUAUUUUGAAACAACUUUCAGUGCUCUCGGAUCAGCAAAAAGCUAAUGUAGAGGCAAUCAUGUUGGCCGUUAUGAAAAAAUUGACUUAUGAUGAGGAAUAUAACUUUGAAAAUGAGGGUGAAGAUGAAGCCAUGUUUGUAGAAUAUAGGAAACAACUGAAGUUGUUGUUGGACAGGCUUGCUCAAGUUUCACCAGAGUUACUGCUGGCUUCUGUUCGUAGAGUUUUUAGUUCUACACUGCAGAAUUGGCAGACUACACGAUUUAUGGAAGUUGAAGUAGCAAUAAGAUUGCUGUAUAUGUUGGCAGAAGCUCUUCCAGUAUCUCAUGGUGCUCACUUCUCAGGUGAUGUUUCAAAAGCCAGUGCUUUGCAGGAUAUGAUGCGAACUUUGGUAACAUCAGGAGUUAGUUCCUAUCAGCAUACAUCUGUGACAUUGGAGUUCUUCGAAACUGUUGUUAGAUAUGAAAAGUUUUUCACAGUUGAACCUCAACACAUUCCAUGUGUACUAAUGGCUUUCUUAGAUCACAGGGGGCUGCGGCAUUCCAGUGCAAAAGUGCGGAGCAGAACUGCCUACCUGUUUUCUAGAUUUGUCAAGUCUCUCAAUAAACAAAUGAAUCCAUUCAUUGAGGAUAUUCUGAAUAGAAUACAAGAUUUAUUGGAGCUUUCUCCACCUGAGAAUGGUUACCAGUCUUUGUUGAGCAGCGAUGAUCAACUAUUUAUUUAUGAGACAGCUGGAGUGCUGAUUGUUAAUAGUGAGUACCCAGCAGAACGGAAGCAAGCGUUAAUGAGGAAUCUGUUGACUCCACUAAUGGAAAAGUUUAAAAUUCUGUUAGAAAAAUUGAUGCUGGCGCAAGAUGAAGAAAGGCAGGCUUCUCUAGCAGACUGUCUCAACCAUGCUGUUGGAUUUGCCAGUCGGACCAGCAAAGCUUUCAGCAACAAGCAGACUGUGAAACAAUGUGGCUGUUCCGAAGUUUAUCUGGACUGUUUACAGACAUUCUUGCCAGCUCUGAGUUGUCCCUUACAAAAGGAUAUUCUCAGAAGUGGAGUUCGCACUUUCCUUCAUCGCAUGAUAAUUUGCCUAGAGGAAGAAGUUCUUCCGUUCAUCCCAUCUGCCUCAGAACACAUGCUGAAAGAUUGUGAAGCAAAAGACCUUCAGGAGUUCAUUCCUCUUAUCAACCAGAUUACAGCCAAAUUUAAGAUACAGGUAUCUCCAUUUUUACAACAAAUGUUCAUGCCUCUACUUCAUGCAAUUUUUGAAGUGUUGCUUCGACCAGCAGAAGAAAAUGACCAGUCCGCUGCUCUAGAGAAGCAGAUGUUGCGGAGGAGUUACUUUGCUUUCCUGCAAACAGUCACAGGCAGUGGAAUGAGCGAAGUCAUAGCAAAUCAAGGUGCAGAGAAUGUAGAACGAGUUCUAGUUACUGUGAUUCAAGGAGCAGUCGAAUAUCCAGAUCCAAUUGCACAGAAAACAUGCUUUAUCAUCCUCUCCAAGUUGGUAGAACUCUGGGGCGGUAAAGAUGGACCAGUGGGAUUUGCUGAUUUUGUUUAUAAGCACAUUGUCCCUGCGUGUUUCCUAGCACCUUUAAAACAAACCUUUGACCUGGCAGAUGCACAAACAGUAUUGGCUUUAUCUGAGUGUGCAGUGACACUGAAAACAAUUCAUCUCAAGCGGGGCCCAGAAUGUGUUCAGUAUCUUCAACAAGAAUACCUACCUUCCUUGCAAGUAGCUCCAGAGAUAAUUCAAGAGUUUUGUCAAGCUCUUCAGCAGCCUGAUGCUAAAGUUUUUAAAAACUACUUAAAGGUGUUCUUCCAGAGAGCAAGGCCCUAAGAACUGGAUCUCCCUGUGCCUACUUCAUGAUCAGGAUUUAUGAUCAGAAAUUCCAGUUAAUAAUUUAUAAAGAAGCAGUUUUGUGUGCCAUUCACACUGGUCUUUUUAACUUGGCUCUGAGAUUAUUGUAGUAUAUGUAUUGGGAUUUUUCUGUAAAAUGUGUGUAAUUUUCCCUAAGUAUGGGUAUGUGACAACAAGAGAAGUUGCUUGCAUGCCGAUUCAAAUUGUUCUAUAUAAAAAAGCUGUUAAAAGAUACAGCAGAGUUAUCCUAGUACCAUUUUAUUUUUACUUGAAACUUUUAAGUCCUUUAAAAACCAUAGCAGGAAAACUGUACUUUUUUAAAUUGCAGAAUAUAAAAUGUUUGAAAUUUUAAAUUUUCUUUUAUGUGUGCAAAGUAUGGGGGUGGGAUACAACAAAUCAAAACUAAUCUUUUGUAGAUAGCCAUUACAUUUCUUUAAAAUGUUUCAAUGCCAAUAAGUAUUCUACAAAGAAAGAAUGGUUUCAUAAAUUAACAGAUUUAAGAGUAGGUACCAGUGUUACACAUUUUUUUAUAAAAAAAAUAAAAUAAAUUUUACAUAGUGAAUCUACCAAGUCUUUUUUGGAAUUAUUAUAAAUAUUUUAGCCUUAUUUUCUCAUUUUAUCUUUCCGUGAUUUCCCAUUUAAAGGAUUGCACACAUGAGCUUACAGAUCCUUUAUUUUAUUAUGUUCCUAAAAGGCUAUAUGCAACUUAGUUCUAUUAAAUAGAAUCUUUUUUAAAUGCCCUAGAAAAAGCCUGUGUGAUUCUGUUGAUAGAAUUAAAAAUCCAAUUUCUUCUACCUCUUUUAUUGGAUCUACGUAGGGCACAAUAUACCUAUGUCUUUGAUGCUUAUAACUAGUUGCUGCCCAUUUAGUUAAUAGAAGAAGUACCUUCCCCUGUCUUCUCCCAUUUUUAUUCAUGACUGCAAGGAGGCAAGAGGAAAAACAAUAGUAUUGGAAAAUUAAGAAAAGAGGGACAACACUGAGUAGCAGAAUUACUAUAGUUAUUCAAGUUUAAAUUCUAAAAGUCUAAGAUUUUAAGGGAGGGUUGGGUAUUUCUGUGGAUUUUUUUUUUUUUAACCUUUAGCCAAUAUGGUCCCUAGGGAUUUCAUGGAUGAGCUUCAGUGGUCUAUAAAUUCCCUAAAAUUGUAUUCUAAAUUGUGCACAUACACCUUUUUCUUGGGUUAAUUCUAGAAGUGCUUUUAAACAUUUUCCUUAUGUUAUAGAAUAAACAUACUGAACUAAGUUGACUAGAUCAAUAGAAUGUAUAUUAUACUUCAAUAAGGAUUUUUUAAAAAUACAUGAUUAAAAGCUGAGUGCUUUGUGUAUGAGUUCCCUUGUACUAUAGGAGAGAUAAUUGCAUCUAUUGCAAUAAUACUAAUUGUUUAAAGUGUGCUAAUUAGUAUCAUAGCAUAGUGGUCAAGAGCACAGGCCUAGGAUCCAGAUAACGGUUCAUAUAAGUAGGUUCAAAUAACAGUUCUGCCAGUAACUGGUUUUUGAACCCUAAGGAAGUUCUCUCUCCACAGUUUCCCCAGGUUCAAAAUGGGAGAAAUAAUGGUAGCUACCUCAUAACUAAACUGAUUAAGUUAAACAUGAAAAGAGCUUAUUACAAUACCUGCAUACGAAGGCUUGAUACAAGCUAUGGUUACUGUACUAUUAAUUCCACAUAUGUAAAAAUGACACCUCCUUUCUCCCUUUUUAAAGCCCUUCAAAAUAUUCACAUGAGUUCAGAGCUAAGAGAAAUCAAGACAUGGAAAUUAAGAGUGUAAUAAAAAUGAAACUUCAUGUUAUACAACCAUGUGUAAUUCCUAUCUUCAUUCCUUGAAGUUUCCCAGAGCACUUUACAUAGAGUGCCAUAGUAAUUAGGAAACUGUUCGAUUAUAAAUUACCUUAUUUGUAUUGCAUUGCACCCCAUUUCCAAAAGCAAGCACUCAAAUAAUUGUCACAAGGGCGAAUCUCACCAGUUUACUGAUGAGAUAACAUCGAGGCAAAAAAUUUAGGGAUUUGUGUGACUUGACUAUGGAACCACAAGGAUUUUAUGAUGCCUGGUUUAGUUCUGUGCCUAAUAGUUGUAUUUAAAUCGUAAACACUUACACUGGUUCACAAGUGGCUUGACCUUUAAGAAAACACUGGUAUUCCAAUGUGUAUCAAUUACUAUGUGGUAAAUAUGUGAAUAAAAGGCUUGGGCUCAGCUCAUCACUUCUCCCAUAAACUUUGAGCUAUGGGCUUCACUGUUGCAAGGAGCUUUGACGGGUCCUUGGCAUUAGAUAUGGGAAAACUGGUUGGAAUUGUAUGCAGUGAAUAGAUUUGUCUGUUGUUAGAAUGACUCCACCACUGAAACAUUGUUUAAAAGUCUAAUAAAGUAACUUCCUUUGUAA
Molecule: messenger RNA, 5356 nt
Organism: Myotis davidii
Lineage: Eukaryota; Metazoa; Chordata; Mammalia; Chiroptera; Vespertilionidae
Gene: XPOT
Product: exportin, tRNA
Exons: 24
Coding region: 75-2963 (962 amino acids)
Biological process (GO): intracellular protein transport; tRNA re-export from nucleus
Cellular component (GO): cytoplasm; nuclear matrix; nuclear pore
Molecular function (GO): small GTPase binding; tRNA binding
Source: RefSeq, a predicted model, not a curated record